ACAGUCAGCAGCAGAGGCGCACGCUGUUAUAUUAUCAUGGCUCACUUUAAAUAUUGGAGAAUCGUGUCUACACUCAUUUAAGAUCAGAGCCUGAUGCCAAAAGCGUUGACGUGUUUGGGGAGAAACAGACGAGCCUUACCGCCACUGAGCAUUUUUUAAUCGACUGACAUUAAAUUUGGAACUGCAAUGGUCAUCAAGGUUUACAUCGCCUCCUCCACUGCCUCCGUCGCGGUGAAAAAGCACCAGCAGGCUAUCGUGGGUUUCCUCGAGGCCAAUCGAAUCAGCUUCCAGGAAGUAGACAUCACCAUGCUGGAGGAGCAGAGGCUGUGGAUGUACCAAAACAUCCCCAAAGACAAGAGGCCAGAGAAAGGCAACCCCCUGCCUCCACAGAUCUUCAAUGAGGACCACUACUGUGGGGACUAUGAAGACUUCUUCCAGUCAAAGGAGAAUAACACUGUGUUUGCAUUCCUCGGGCUCAACUCCAGACCCUCAGUUAAAGACUCUGAGUCAUAGCCCCGGAUCAAACUACUGCUAAAAAAUGUCCAGGGAACCUUAAAACGUUUCAACAAAACCACUUCCUGUGUUCCUUCUGCUACCAUAUCAGCACGUUGCCAAACUACAGAUGCCACCCUUUACCCUCCUCUGACUUGUAAUAUCAUUUAACCACCAUCCACGUCUCCAACAGUGUGUGAUCACUAAGAGAAGUGGCUUAAUCAGAGAAGACUGACCUAGUUUUGUUUCUUUCUUCUGUGUGUCACACUACAGUCAGUAGCAUAACUUCUGUGCAGAUUAAAACACAUGUAGCAGCUUUUGCAUUAAUUGAUAUAGCUCAAACCCUAAUGCAGCACAAGUCACCUGAAUACACACCUGCAGUAUCCUGUGUGUGCAUGCCUUAGCGUGUCUCAAUCAGCAGCUGUUACUGAAGGCUGUGUUAAAGAAGGGGCCUGAAAUGAAGCACUUGAAAGCUAAACAACAUGAAGCCUAGCCUUAUUGCCUGGCUUUAUUUAUGUAUGUAUUUGUAUGUUUAUAUGUGUUGUCAGGUGCUUUCCCAGAGGAGACAGUGACACUGCAGCUUACCACAAAGCCGAUGAGACCAAAAGCUAAAAAUCCUAAAACACGAGGGGUAAAAAUAUCACCAGCAUGCAUUACAUUUGACACUGCCGACACAAAGUUAAACCAAACCUUGUUUUUUAUAUUCCUACUGUCAAACUCAACCUCAAUCAAAGGUCAAAGUUGGUGUUACUUCGCAUGUUUUUCAUUGUCUAUUAAUCUACAGAAAAUACCAAAAUGCUUGUUUGUCUCUGCUCUUCUCUGUCUUGGAAAUAUGUAAAUCUAAACUGAUUUCACAUCUAAAACCCAAGCAAUUUCCUUGAAGAGGUAUACACCGUAGGUUUUUAGCAUGCUGCACAAACAGGACUAAAUGCAGCAUUUGCAGGGACUAUUUUAAGCCGUGGAUUAAUCCACAUUUGAUGGAGCAGCAGGACUGUGUAUGCAGGAUUGACUCAAAAUAAACAACAUAGCCUGGGUUUCUAAUAAUGAAAAAAAAAAACAUCCAGUGCAUCAUUGUUGGUCCUCUGAUAGAAUAUGUAGAAAACAUGAAAAUUGUACAUUAAUGCUCGCUUUAUCCUCUGACCAACAACACUAAAGCGCAGCUGCAGUCAGGGUCACACAAGCACACUUCCCAUAUUAUUAAUAUAACUAGAAUUGAUAGGUAAUUGCUCUAAGAUAAUCUAGUGGCAAAGCUUCCCUGCUUCUCCAGAUAUACAGACCUCUUCUUCACACAAUGUCCAAAUAUCUUAGAAGUACACAGAUGCUUAAGCAAGUUUAAGAUGACUCAAAAUCCUGUAGCCUAUUCUUUGUCUUCUUUCCUAAGAACCAGCAAAUUUCUCUGUGUAUCUCUAAUCAUUAUGAACUUAUCAUGGGUGGUUCAUAUGUUUUUGUUUACGCAUAAUACAGGAUACAAAUAAGCUGACAGACCCACACUUUCCAUUCCUCCCUUAAGCUCGUGCCAUUGUGUAAAAGGAUGUCAUUUUCACAUAUCAUGUUGGGAACAUCACAUUUUAUGUGCUUCUGUUGCUGUUGACUUUUACCACAUUCCUAUCCUGCUGAGUUGUAUCCUCAUUUAUUGUGAAAUCAUGUGAUGUGUAUGUUGCAAUUUUUGUCAAUGGACCCACCAUGCCCGUUGGACCACAGAUGACUAAAUGUACUUUGUUACGCCACUUUGCCUGUGACCCCUUUCUGGUUAAUUAUGGUGUUUUUUCUUGAAAAUUGCUCUGAAACACUUUAUUUAACAGAACAGAGCAGA
Molecule: messenger RNA, 2305 nt
Organism: Cheilinus undulatus (humphead wrasse)
Lineage: Eukaryota; Metazoa; Chordata; Actinopteri; Labriformes; Labridae
Gene: sh3bgrl2
Product: SH3 domain binding glutamate-rich protein like 2
Exons: 4
Coding region: 187-513 (108 amino acids)
Cellular component (GO): cytoplasm
Source: RefSeq, a predicted model, not a curated record